Molecule: messenger RNA, 2493 nt
Organism: Schistosoma mattheei
Lineage: Eukaryota; Metazoa; Platyhelminthes; Trematoda; Strigeidida; Schistosomatidae
Source: the annotation of a GenBank genome assembly
AUGUUACCUAUUGAUGCAGCUGGUGACUUUCUGUCCCCACAGUUUCCUAAUUCUGAGUUAGCAUUGUCUGCAGCUCGUUAUAUGCUUGCAUUUGAAAUUUCUCGUGAGCCACUUGUUAGAAAAAUGAUGCGCCAAAUGUUUAAUCUACAAGCUGUAAUCAGUAUGCGUCCUACUGAGAGAGGGGCUAAACAUAUAGACGAGUCUCAUCCACUUUUUCAAAUUAAAUAUCUUUCUAACAAACCAGUUGCUGAUUUGAUGGGUAAUGUACUUUUCCUUCACAUACAUAAUGCUGAACGUGACAAACUAGUGCAAUAUGAAAUUCAUGUGCCAACCGAACAAAUCCGAGGUUUAUCGUUAGUAGAUGAGCUUCAACGUUUCUUUUAUCAAGACGAAUUUAGUUCAUUGGUUCAAGCAUGGAAUGAACAACGUAAUCUAGUUCUUAAACAGGCUGCUGAAGAAUUUAUUUUCCCUGGACUUGUACGUGAAUUACGACAGAAGUUACUCAAUGAAAGUCAACAAGCUGUACUGAGAAUGUGUGCCAAAAAGUUGUUUAAUUACCUUCGGAUAGGUCCCUAUCCUCCUGAUGGACAUCGUUCGUAUGAAAUGGAUACAGAAGAAACUGCUUCUUCUUUUGUCAAUAAUCGUCACAAAUCAGAUUUUCAUACUAGCGGAGACAUUGAUUCCCGUUCUAGUGGAGCUGUUUGGCCAAAGGGAGCUCGUGUUUUGGCUCUUGCACUAAAAAACGAGGAUGAUAGUCGGAAGUCAAUGGUGACUGCUGUUCAACUAGACUGUAAUGGUGAGGUUGUUGAUUUUCUUCAUUUCCAUGGUCUUUUGGUAUCUCGUCGUGCUCCAGAAGAAAUGAAAAAAAUUAAGGAAGAAGAUAUGCAACGCCUUUCAACAUUUAUGGUAAAACACAAACCUCAAGUUUGCGUAAUCGGGUGCGAUUGCAGAAAGGCCUUGUUUUUGCAAGAAGACAUUCAACAUCUUGUAAACGAAUUAGCGAGUGAGAGACGUCUACCCCGUAUUCAUGUUGAAUUGAUGGAAACAGAACUCUCUAUUGUUUUUGCUCUUUCUUCUCGUGCCUCAUUUGAUUUACCUAUAUCGUACCCUUUACUUCUCCGUCAAGCUAUCUCUUUAGGAAGGCGUCUGCAGGACCCCUUAUUUGAAUUCGCUCAACUAGUAACUAUUGAGAAUGAAAUUCUUGGUAUCAGAUGGCAUCCACUACAAGAUUCUCUUCCUCGUGAUAUGUUACUUCGGGCAUUAGAGAUAGAAUUCAUUAAUCGAGUGAACGAGGUUGGAGUUGAUGUGAAUCGUUGUUUGUCUCACCCACAUACUGCUGGAGUUAUUCAGUUUAUUUCAGGACUUGGACCUCGCAAGGGCCUACACAUGCUAAAGAUUCUAAAGCAUAAAAAAACUCAUUUAACCAAUCGUAUGCAAUUAGUAACAAUGAUUGAAUUUGGUCCACGGGUUGUGAUUAAUUGUGCUGGUUUCAUCAAGAUUGAUACUUCAUCGGUACGUGAUUUAGAUGCAGAUGAUGUAGAUCUACUGGAUUCUACUAGAGUGCAUCCUGAAAGUUAUGAUUUAGCGAAAAAAAUGGCUGUCGAUGCUCUGGAAUAUGAUGAUACUGAGGAAUGUGAUCCAACAGUUGCGUUGGAAGAGAUAGUACACAGCCCUGCACGUUUACGUGAACUUGAUUUAGAUGCUUUCGCAGAAGAAUUGAAACGACAAGAACAUGGAGAUAAACAUAUCACCUUGUAUGAUAUUCGAAAAGAAUUAAAUAAUCGUUAUCGAGACUAUCGAGAAGCUUAUCAAUCUGCUAAUCCAGAAAGUAUUUUCAGUAUGGUCACACAUGAGACACCUGAAACUUUACAUGUUGGUCGUUUAGUUGAAUGUCGUGUGUUAUCUGUUGCUACUAGACGACCACGGCCUGAACAGUUAGACAAUGCAAAUCCAACUAAAAAUGAAAUUAAUGGUUUAUGGAUGUGCCCAUUUUGUCAACAAGAUAACUUCCAACUACUCAAUCACGUUUGGAGUCAUUUUGAUAAUAAUGAAUGUCCUGGGCAACCAGUUGGAUUAAGAGUUCAAUUAGACAAUGGGAUUGAUGGAUUUAUACCAUUAAAGUUUAUGGAUUCCCCAGAUAAAUUAUUUGAACGCACUCAACCGGGUUCUCUUGUACAAUGUCGGGUAACUAAAAUCGACAUAACAAGAUUUAAUGUGGAGCUCACUUGCAAGUCAGCGGAAUUGAAGGAUGAACGUCAUAUAUGGCGUCCACGUCAAGAUGCUUUUUAUGAUUUUGAAAAAGAAGAAAAAGAUCUACGUUCUGAAGCGGAAGCAAUGGCUAAAGCUAAGGCUAAAACUAAUCCAUACAUGUCUCGUUUGAUAUUUCAUCCAUAUUUUAAGAAUAUUAGCUAUGAUCAGUUGGCUGCAAUGGAGCCGGAAUUAGAGCCUGUGCAAUUAUUAUUCGUCCAAGUAGAAAGGGAACGGAUCAUCUGA